UUCUGCUAAAAGUAAAGCCGUUUGUUAUCGUUUCGACACGUUUGAAUCGAAUGAACAAGAAACGUUUUUAUUAGCGGCCUAAGUCUCAGUAUUCGUUGAUUUUCAUCAACGAGAUGGAUGAAAAAUCCGAGAUUUUGGUUUUAAACGCCGAAGAUGAAGAUACCUUCCAAAAGUUGUAUUCCGAAGGUCUCAAAUAUAGCAAGCAAUGCUCGGAAGAAAGCAUGCCAGUUCCAAAGUUCUAUACCAAACUUCCUAAUCAUGAAAACAUGAUUAGCCUUAAACUGAGAGAAGAAGCUAGAACAGCAUUCCUUCAGAAGAAGAGCAAAGAACUCCUCGAUAACAAUGAACUGCAGAAUCUCUGGACUUUACUUGACAAAAAUCACAGCCCUCCUGCUGGUUCUGAGCAGAUGAUCAAUUAUAUUGAUUUUCUCAAAGUAGGCAACAUAGCUGGUCCAAAAUAUAAAGCAUUCUUUACACCAGAUGUAUUUGCAAGGCUAUUGCAGAAUGAUAUUCAUGGCAGAAUAUCAACCAUGGCAGUGUUCAAUUACAUCAUGAGGAAAGUUUGGUUACAGCAAACUAGAAUUGGUCUUUCAUUAUAUGAUGCCACAGGACAAGGUCUGCUUACUGAAAUGGAUUUAGAGAACUACAUAACUGAACUUAUCCCAACAUUGCCACAGUUAGAAGGGCUUGAAAAGUCAUUCCAUUCGUUUUACGUCUGUACCGCCGUACGCAAGUUCCUCUUUUUCCUAGAUCCAUUAAAGCUAGGCAAAGUCAGGAUACAGGAUAUUCUCGCUUCUGGUUUUCUGGACGAACUUUUAGAGCUACGGGAUGAAGAGCUGCCCAAAGAUGCACAGGAUUCAAACUGGUUUUCUGCGCCCUCCGCUCUGAGAGUCUACGGUCAAUACUUAAAUUUAGAUACCAACAGAAACGGCAUGCUUUGUCAGGAAGAGCUCAGACGAUUCGGAACUGGCACGUUGACGCGAGUUUUCAUUCAACGAGUAUUCGAGGAGUGCAUGACCUAUGAGAAAGAAAUGGAUUAUAAAACGUACUUGGAUUUCGUAUUGGCCAUGGACAAUAAAAAGGAACCACAAGCACUUCAGUAUUUUUUCCGUUUGUUGGACGUCAAUCAUCGAAACCAUCUCAACACUUUUGACCUCCAUUUUUACUUCAAAGGGGUUCAAGAGUUGAUGCAGCAGCACAAACAAGAAGUCGUUGCUUUUGACGACGUCAAUGAUGAGAUUUUCGAUAUGGUGCGUCCUGCCGAUCCGUCAAAAAUCACUUUACAUGAUUUGAUUAACUGUGGAUACGGUGAAACUGUGAUCAAUAUCUUGAUUGAUUUGGAUGGAUUUUGGACAUACGAGAACCGUGAAGCUGUUGUCGUAACAGACAAGAAUAACCAAGAGAAACAGGACAUUUGAAUUUGGAAUUCUUGUACAUAGAAAUUGUGAGUGUAUUUUUUAAAAAAAAGCAAAGAAGUAGCAAGAUCGCGGAAUGGAUUGUAGGUGCGAUCUCAUCACCAUUUCCCUCUUUUGGACCAGUCUUUCGGUGUCCAGUGCAAGCAUUUGGGAUCGAUGUGUAAUUUCCAUUUCUCUUUGUUUUUUAUGCAAUUUUUCAUCGCUUCUUCGUUCAGAAUGAGUACGUACUGCCCCUUGUAGUAAUUGAUGAGGUUCAAAUGCUGUAAGGUGGACACCACGUCCUCUUUUUUAAUGCUCGUCAUUUCGCAAAUUUCGCUAUUUAAAUUAAAACGAAUUCGUUUGUCAACGUGAGCUCUAGAAUGAAGUAAUUUACAUCACUUACUUGAUGGUAAUUUGAGGACGUUCACCUUCACUGGAUGGUUUCAUAUUCAUCAGAAUAUCACAGAUUGUAAAAGCCCAGUAACUGCGAUAAGACAGCAACCCUAAAUCGGACAGAGGUUUUUCUGGCGAGCCCGUUUUGCCUUCGAACUUGGACAGCUCGUAACCUUUACGUAAACAAAAAUGGUUUUAAAAAAAUAUUUCCCCUUGGGUUUACGAUUCUGUACGCACUGAAUUCAAUAAGAAGUUUUCCAUAUCCUUUCCGUUGAUAGGGUGGUAAUGUUAAGAUGCAGGCGACAUUGUAGUCCUCCGAGCUUUCUUUCUCUUUGCUAAAGUAGCCGACGAUAUGAAAACCUCGUGCAUCCACUUCAGUCAUGACGUAAAAGAGGAACGGAUCAGUGUCGUAAUACAGUGUCUUGUGAUCAAGGAACAGUUUCGCUAGCAGGCAUAGGUUCUGAGCGUAUGCUUUAUUUUUACGGCCGUCGAUUUCAAAAAAAGAAAUUGUCUGUUUGCGGUAAACUUCAUUGCCUGGCGGAUGUCUAAGAUUGCACUUCAUCUGUAGAAAAAGUUUAAGGGUUGAUCAUCCAAUUAAAAAUAUAUCGUAAAAUUUUAAAUUACCAGAUGACGUUCUAGACAUUUUUCACUUUUCCGGUACUUGAGACAAAACUCGCAUAUGUAAAUACAAGCUUGGUGAACCAUUUCCUAAUUUUUGAAAAAGAAUAGUAAACAUUUCGGAUCUUUACGUUCGUUAGAUGAUGACAUACCUGAGGGUAGGGUGCGAAAUACCAAGGUUUUAUUCUGUGUCUGCCGAGUUCAAUCAUUUGAAUAUUUUUCAUUCGUGUUACAACGUCAUCGUGAUGUGUAACAAGACUGCCCGACUGACGUGGCCCUGGUGUAGUCGGUGCAGGGGUGGACGGUGGGGCCGGAGAGUUAGCAUCUCCUACCUCACAAACUGAAUCACCUAUGCAGAAAAUUUUAGUUUUAAUAAUCAUUUAUAUAUAAUAAAUAGAUUGUAGAAAAAAUGACUAAUUACUUGUAGGAACAGCACAACUAUCGCUAACUACGGUGGGUGGCAGAGUGGGGAUUGCUGGUAAUUCUUUUUCAAUUUCUAUAAAAAUAAAAUUUAAAAGAAUUUAUGAAAAAUGUAAAGAAUUAAUGAAAUAAAAUAACUUUACUUAUAAGUUUCUUGGCAGGUGGGAUUGGAAUAAUGGAUCCUGGACUGGGCUCUUCUUUUUCUCCAAUUUUACGUUUUCUUCCAUUUCUCUUUUGUAUUGCUGCAGCCAGUAGAGCAGACCCAUUGACAGUAAGGUCUGAUGCACUGGAUGCAGCUAGUGGGGAAGAAGGACGGGAAGAACCAGUUGUUCCUCCAACUUUUUUAGGAGUACUCAUGCCUGUGCCUACUUGAGUUCCAUCUUUUCUAGGAAACUGAAUUUUUCUCGUAUCUAAGAAAUCUUCUGAGACCCAAUCAUCAAGUCGUUUGUUGACUAGAGUUGAAUUAAAAAUUUUGUAAGAUGAUGUAUCGUUAAACAUAGCAUAUACAAAACUUACAGUCGAUGUAAUGGACAUAAAACA
Molecule: messenger RNA, 3365 nt
Organism: Daphnia pulex (common water flea)
Lineage: Eukaryota; Metazoa; Arthropoda; Branchiopoda; Diplostraca; Daphniidae
Product: serine/threonine-protein phosphatase 2A regulatory subunit B'' subunit gamma-like
Exons: 9
Coding region: 114-1418 (434 amino acids)
Biological process (GO): T cell homeostasis; regulation of dephosphorylation; microtubule cytoskeleton organization
Cellular component (GO): centrosome; spindle
Source: RefSeq, a predicted model, not a curated record